Molecule: messenger RNA, 4798 nt
Organism: Agrilus planipennis (emerald ash borer)
Lineage: Eukaryota; Metazoa; Arthropoda; Insecta; Coleoptera; Buprestidae
Exons: 2
Coding region: 1398-2276 (292 amino acids)
Source: RefSeq, a predicted model, not a curated record
AUGAAGAAACAUAAGAGCAUUUUCGAAAAUAUUUCAAAUAUUUAAUUUUAUCCGUGCAAUUAAAAAUUAAAGACAGUUAAAACAGUUAAAAUAAAUGAAACGGAAUGCUAAACUACUUAACAAUGCCUAUCCAACUAAUAAGUACAUAAACAUUUUUAAUAACAAAACAUUCAGUUUAAGUUUCGUUAAAUAAUCCAAUAAUAAAUUGAAGACGUUUCGAAGGUUAGCUUACGCAAGGGCAUUGAAUACGAGUAGUAAAUAAUGUCGCUUGAUUGACCGAAGUUUACCUGCGUUACUCAUAAGACAGAUUGGUUGAUAUAAUUUCCUUUGCCUUAGUCUAACCACUCGACCAGCGUUACUUCCUAAAAACUACUUUCAGAGAAGAGGAUCAAAUUGUCAUGUUUAGACUUCAAGUUAAAUAAAAUUACUUUACUUCCGUAGUAACCAACUGGUUAAAUAAUUAAUAUCUGUAUAUAUAUAUAAGAAAGUCGUCUUAGUUACACCAUUUAUAACUCAAGAACGCCUGAACCGAUCUAGCUGAAGAUUGACGGGGAGGUAGCUUACAACUGGGAGGACAUAGGAUACCUUUUAUCACGUUCCACGAGUAAAACGUGGUAUUUGUAAACGCAACUGACAAUACUCAAAUGAGCAAAACGAAAAAUUUAUAAAUGAAAUCAUCAGUCUAGCCGUUCAUUUGUUAAAAAUGUUAUAACAAAACACAACUGACAUGGAAUAACAAAACGCAACUGACACCUAAACGUACUGUUGUCUACGGUUAAGUACGGUUGAAAAUUUAACAAUUUAAAAUUUUGAAGUUGACCGGUUGAUGUAAUUGUUUCGAGUUUUUAUUAGCUUACUGUGUCGAUAUUAUCAUUAACAAUACCAUGCCGCGACCAAGACGAUCAAAUCUUUCCCGAUAUAGCCUUAAUGCAAGUAGGAUUCGAAACAUUGCGAAUAAAAGGACUGAAGAAUAACAAGAAAUUGCACGUGAAUAGCGCCGCGUUAGUAUGGCUCGACUUCGUGCUUCUCAAUCACAAGAGUAAAGCGAGGAAGCCCGUGAAACGGCACGGUUGGCAAUGCGAAAUCGUCAGGCAAAUCUCAGAAAUCAACAACUAGAUAAUUUUUGACAAACAAGAAGAAAUUUAUCAAGUACUGAUUUGAAUCGAGCAGCAUUUCGAUACGAUUGCAGCACCGAUUACUGCUUGCAUACUAGCGUUCGCAUUGGGCCAAUGGACGUAUUGUGGCACAUUGAAGUUUUCCGGAGAAACGCCAGGAUUGUGCUGCCUUAGUGGGAAAGUGAAAUUGCCAUUAUUGACUCCGCCACCUAAGCCAUUGCAUUCAUUGCUUCGUAGCGAAACACCCGAAUAAACACUCAAAAAUACAAUAGUUGUUUCCAAAUGACUUCAUUUGGGGCAGACAUUAUCGAAGAACGAGGAUUUAAUCCAACAUUCAAGAUACAAGGACAGAUUCACCACCGAAUUGGAUCAUUGCAACCUCUUGGAGAUGCACAGCAUAAAUUUUUACAAAUAUACUUCAUGGACAACAUGGAGGAACAACUUGAUCGACGUCAAGAGAUCAAUGCAGCAAUGAAAACAGCAAUUCUUCGAGAUCUGCAGCAACUACUUCAUGAACAUCAUGCAUUGGUCAGGCUGUUCAAGAGUGCUUUGGAGCGCAUGCCAAAUGAUGAUUACAAAGUCGUGAUUAGAGCGGAUAAACGACCAUCUGGAUCACACGAACGCACAUUUAACGCUCCAACAAUAGAUGAAGUUACCAUCCUGAUUGUUGGUGAAAACUUGGAAAGACGCGAUAUUGUGCUUACACGUCGCGAUACUGGGCAACUGCAACAAAUAUCUGAAACACAUCGUUCAUAUGACACGUUACAAUACCCGUUGAUGUUUUGCCAAGGAGAAGAUGGAUAUUAUUUUAAUAUCAAAAUGAAAAAUCCAUUGGAUGGUGAAACUACCAAGAAAGUUAGCUCGAUGAAUUAUUACGCAUAUCGUUUGAUGAUUCGUCAAAAUGCUGAUAACUACUUGCUGCGGUUUCGUAGAUUACUUCAGCAGUAUUACGUCGACAUGUACGUCAAAAUAGAAACGGAGCGCUUAACUUUCAUUCGGUUGAACCAAGCCAAACUGCGUUCUGAUGAGUAUAUCCAUUUACGUGAUGCAAUUAGUACUGAAGGAAAUGCAGCUAAUAUUGGUCGAUUAACCAUUCUGCCGGCGACGUCAUUUGUCAUUACUGUCGGCCAGAUCUCUUUAUUACUUUUACCUGCAAUCUAAAAUGGAUAGAAAUUGUUCAAUUGCUGCUUCCCGGACAAACAUCAAGUGAUCGACCCGACAUCACAGCCGUGUAUUCAGGCAAAAAAUGCGGUCCCUGAUGAACUACAUUGUUAAACAACGCCUCUUUGGAGAUACUCGAUGCUGGAUGUAUUCAAUCGAAUGGCAAAAACGAGGCCUGCCGCACGCACACAUUCUUAUUUGGUUAGUGGAAAGAAUUCAACCAGACCAAAUAGAUGAUAUCAUAUGUGCCGAGAUUCCCGAUCACGAAGUCGAUUCAGACCUACAUGAUGUUGUAAUUACAAAUAUGAUUCAUGGACCGUGUGGCGCCAUCAAUCCCCAAUCACCUUGCAUGGUAGACGGAAAGUGUAUGGAAACGAUAUCCACGGAAAAUAACGGCGGAGACCGUCACUGGCAACGAUGGUUAUCCAGUGUAUCGGCGUCGAUCACCCGAUGAUAACGGUCGCACUAUCACCACAAAAGUGAAAAGAAUGGAUUUCGUGGUCCACAACAGUUGGAUUGUUCCAUAUUCGCCACUUAUUUCCAAAACGUUCAAGACACAUUGUAACGUUGAGUAUUGCAUCUGGAGAAUGGUCAACGAGUAUAUUUCACGGAUUCAAAUAUUCUUCAACGUGCUAAAACACCUCCAGCGACAUUGACCAGUUUCUUUGCGAUCUUCCAAAGCGAUCCGUUCGCACGAACUUUGCUUUAUUCGGAGAUACCACAUUAUUACACUUGGAAUGCUUCAUCGAAGAAUUUUCAACGACGGAAGUAAGGCGAUACGGUUCUAGGUUAUCCGAAUGUGCGUUCUACUGAUGCUCUUGGUCGUAUGUAUACAGUUCAUCCAAUGAAUGAUGAAUGCUUCUAUUUGCGGUUGUUGCUGGUAAAUGUCCGUGGGCCAACGUCAUUUGAGUCACUACGGACUGUUAAUGGUACAAUAUUCCCAACAUAUCGUGCAUGUGAAGAACUCAAUUUACUAGAAAACGAUACCCCUUGGGAUACGACAAUCGUUGAAGCAAUUAUCUGUGCAUCUCCAAGUCAGAUACGCACAUUGUUUGCUAUCAUCAUUUCGACAUGCUUUCCAUCAAACCCAUCUAACUGUGGCACAAAUACAAGAAUAAUAUGUCAGAAGACAUUUUACAUCAAAUUCGUGUCAGUUCAAGAAAUCCCAAUCUUGAGAUGAAUGAGGAAAUAAAUAAUCGGGCUUUGCUCUUGAUCAAAGACAUGUGUUACCUUAUGUGCGGUAGUUUAUUAGUCAGGUUAGGAAUGCCAACUCCAAAUCGUGAAAUGAAUGACACAUUUAAUCGAGAAUUGGAACGGGAACGUGAAUAUGAUCAUCAGGAAUUAAAUGUAGUAGUUCAAACGUAUGUAACCCUGUUGAAUCCCCAACAAAAGGAAGUUUAUAGUACAUCAAUGAAGGCAAUUGAUGAAGGAAAUGGUGGUUUAUAUUUCCUGGAUGCCCCUGGUGGAACUGGUAAGACAUUCAUUCCUCAUGUCAGUAGUUUUAGCCACUGUUCGUGCGAGAUCCAACAUUGCGGUUGCAGUUGCUUAUUCUGGAAUAGCAGCCACAUUGUUAGAAGGAUGCCGUAUGGCUCAUUCAGCAUUAAAAUUGCCAUUAAAUCUUCAAACUAUUGAAGAACCAACAUGUAAUAUUGCAAAACACUCCGCAAUGGCCAAAGUUUUAUCAGCAUCGAAAAUCAUCAUCUGGGACGGUCACAAUGACGCAUAAACAUGCAUUGGAAGCACUUAACCGAACAUUGAAAGAUCUACGCAAUGACUCGAGAUGUUUUGGAGGCGCAAUGAUUUUACUGUCUGGCGAUUUUCGUCAAACACUGCCAAUAAUUCCAAAAUCAACUGCUGCCGACGAAAUAAAUGCUUGCCUCAAAUCAUCGAAUCUAUGGCGCUAUGUUAAGAAACUUCAGCUAACAACAAAUAUGAGAGUUGCAUUGCUGAACGAUACAUCUGCUGCAGAUUUCUCUGAGCAAUUGCUGACUAUCGGUAACGGUCGAGUGCCCGUCGACGAAUCGAGCGGACUGAUUUCAUUUCCUUCGAAUUUCUGUAAAUUUGUCUCAUCGAAAGACGAACUCAUCAACAAAGUAUUCCCAAACAUUAUUACUAACCACAAAAAUAAUGAAUGGUUGAGCGAGCGAGCAAUUUUGGCGGCUAAGAAUAGAUACGUAGACGACUUGAACUACAUAAUUCUGAAUAAGAUUAUUGGUAUACUGCAUUCAUUCAAAUCUAUUGACUGUGUAACAAAUGAAGAAGAAGCCACCAACUAUUCAAUUGAAUUUUUAAACACAUUGGAUGUGCCUGGCUUACCACCGCACAAUUUACAACUAAAGGUUGGUUCCGUAGUAAUCAUGCUUCAAAACAUAAACCAACCAAAACUGUGCAACAAGGUCAAUCCUUGAGAGUUUGUGAUCUGAAUUUAGAAAAUCCAUGUUUUUCCCAUGGUCAAUUAUAUAGGGUUGUUCGGAAAGUCAUUUCGUUUUUUUUUGUGGAAAUGUAAGACAGUUUUCAUAUUA